GUUGAGUACAAUACUUGAGCUUGUUUGCUGCUCAGAGUGCUCUGCUGAAGGACUUUGCAGGUUACAUUUUCAUCAAAUCGAAGGACAAUACAAAGUCAAGAACCUGCUAAUCCACGAAGGAGCAGAGGAUUCCAGCCAGAAUCUCAAUAUACAAAAAAGCCAUGGGGAUAUUAUACUCACAGGUAGGUAAGGCGUUUCCUAGUCUGCAAGAAUACAUCAGAAGUCUAACAGGUCUGUUUCAAAGGAUUUACAAAAUCUUAUUUAAGUACCUCAAGUGUAACUUUAAAAGUGACCUGAGGGUCUAAGGCAUAAUCAUAGUAAAUGUAAUAACCAGUUUUUCGUACAGUGAAUUAGAUUACGGAUAUCAAGGGUAGGUAUUUGAAGGAAUAUUGUGGUUUAUGGCAGCUAAACAGCAUGAACUGGGCAUUCUUUCCCAGAGUCCUCAACAUGGAUAUUUCUGUAGAUGUUUGUUACUGAGAGGGGCAAAAAAUGGUGAAAAGCAAUGCUUUAUCCUCAUGUGCACCUCACAUUAGACCCAUCCUGUAGCUUAGUUCAAGUCCUGGCCUGUGAACCUUAAUGAAACAAGCCACACACAAAAAAAAUAUUUGCCCUUAUUUAAAAAAGAAGAAAAAACUGUAAUAAAUUAUAGUUAUUUUAUUUUAUAAAAUGUAUAGAAUGCUUGAUUAGGAGGGGGGAAUUCGCUGUUGUUGUUUUUAAAAAACCAAACUAUAUAUUUGAACAAUUGUGUAAUUUUGCGUCAACUAUCUGUAUACAUUUGUAAAAAUGUUUCCCCCUAUUAAUGAACUUAGACAGUUGAGUGCUGAUAGACAGGGUGUCAUUAAGAAACAGCAGAUGGUGUAUUCUUUGGAGAACCCCAAAAUAUGCAGAGACAUUAAAUGUUUAAAACAAAAAUCAGAGGAGGGAAACCCUCCCAAACAGUAAACUCAGUGACAGGGAUUGAGUAAGCUCAGUGACGUCCAGGAGCCCUGGAAUGUUGAGUAUCAUUUGGAAAAGAAAACCAGAAAACUGUGGAGCAGCAGCAAUGAAUGGGCUUGCUUGAACCUCUUUCAGCUUGUAAUAUCCUGGAGGAGAGCAUGCCUGUCUGCCUGGGACCCUGAACCGAAGCAUUCCUGUUAGAGGGUGUGAGAUUUAGAGGAAAACUUUUUGGUGUUUGUGAUUUUGGGGUGUAGCACUACUGCACUGCUCAAGAAAAACCUGUUUCUAUGUUUUAAAGGAUCAUUAUCUAAAUGUACAGCAUGUGGAGAAAAUGUGAAUGGGAAUGGGAAGAAGACAUUUCUGACGUACACACAGAUGAGCCAGUUGUCAUGUCUGGUUGGUUAGCAUUCCAUUUCAGGGAAUGAUCUGGGUCUUUUUAAUCUGGCCUCUGUGUUCUUUGUUUUACUCACACAUUUUAUUGCAAUGCAAAAGGCAGAGGGCCAGGUUUGUUUGCUUUUGCUGGAGGUGCAUAACGCAUGCAUUCCUGUAUAAGGCAUUACUGCCUUACUUCCUUGUGGGUCACAACUGCCUUCAGAACCCCAGCAUGUGUCUCUUAUGUUCAGGACCAGCUGGUGAGGUUAGAGCUCUUCUGAUCAGUAGAUCCACUCUUAUUGUUUGUUUAGACUCCUGCUCCCAACUUUACAAACCUCCUUCUUCCCAUAUCUGUUUCCUCCAUCUUUGAUAAUGCUUACCCUUCACUUUUAUUCAGCUACAAUCUUGCCCCUCUUAACAUUGCAGCUGAUGGUAUUUCUCCUUAUUCAUGCUUUUAGUCAAAUCCUUGGGCCUGUCUCUUGUUAAUUUUCUAGGGUUGUUGGUGUUUGUUGUUUUGCCUCUGCUUGUCACCCCACCUUCUCCAUUUCACACUCUUUCACACAUACGCAUUCCCUUUCUGUCCUCCAUUCUUCCACUUUUGCACUCUCGUAUUCAUUCUCUCCUUCAUGUCAGACUACCACUCUACCCAGAGACAUACCUAGGGAUUGGUGAAAUUGGUCCCUGCUGGGGGUACAGGCCCAGUAAGGGUGCAAAAAUCACCCCAGAAAUCUGUCUCCAGUUGUCUGUGCAAGGUUGUGAGUUUAGACAAGAGCUGGGAGCUAAGUAGUAAGUGAAAUGGCAGGGUAGACCACUGGAGACUAUGGAGUGUUUGACAUAUAGGAGUUUGGUGAUGUGCUGCCAUUGCUGCAGUGAGAUCAAACACGAGAGAAGUUUCCCAUCCUUCUUGCAGCAUGGCCCAAAGGCAUGUGAAUGUUUUCACUCUUCCUCCUUGCCUGUCUCUUACUCUGGAUGCCUUGCGUACUUGGGCCAUGUAAAAUGUAGGAAUUUCUAAUGUGGCUAUUGUGGUGAAGUGAUUCUCUCCCCCUCCCUCCCAGGGGACUGUGCCAAUACAGUUGCUUGCCAAGGGUGCAAGGGACCCUAUGUAUGCCUCUGACCCUACCUUCACACUAGGGAUGUGAGAAGGCCACAGUUUCCAUUCUGACCUGUAUUUGUCACUAUCAGCACUGUCUCCUUUCUACUGCAGUUCAGCUUCCACAAAAUACUACAUUAUUCAUCUCACAGUGUGCAUGGAGUGUUAGGGGAGGGGUAGUACCUCUGAUGGAGGGCAUGUCCUGCUCCUUCUUAGGUAGUUUGUCCACCUUUGGUUCCCACUCUGAACUCAGCUCUCACCUGUGACUCCUAGACAUCUGAAGGCAACCCUAUCAGGAAGUUUUUAAUGUUUGAUGCUUUAGUAUGUUUUAUAUAUUCUGUACGCCACCCAGAGUGGCUGGGGAAACCCAGUCAGAUGGGCAGGGUAUAAAUAAUAAAGUUUAUUAUUAUUAUUAUUAUUAUUAUUAUUAUUAUUGAAGCUGUCAGCAUGCGACAGCAUCUACUCCCUAGGAAACUGCUUUGACUGGCCAGCUAAACCAGGUGAGGGUAGCCAAUGGGUCUCAAACACUCAGUGAGUUAGAGACUUCCCCUGCAUGCGAAGACAAGCUCUGGCAGAUUGAGUGGCCAAGACACUCAACAACCAAGAAGGCAGUUUCUGCAUGUGCUGGAGAGGGAAGUGAUGGGCAGAUGGGGCUCCUGAACCUGGGAAGGUAGCCCAUCCAGGAGAAGGAAAGUUCUGAUUCUAAAUCUCUGCUGCCUUGCCAGAUAUCUUCGGGAGAAGAAAAAGCUGAGGAGUAAAACCUAUACAAAUGUUAUGUACUGAGUUGAAUAGGAUCCAAAUUGCAGCAGUCUGAUUGGUCCUAGAACAAAAGGAUUCAGAAUGCAGGAGUUUGAUUGGUCCGCAGGAGCCACCCAAUCCAACUCCAGGUGGAAGUGAAUCUGCAACCUGAUUGGCCUACAGGAGAAUCCCAGAAUUAGCCAAUCACAUGGGGCCCAUUGUGUAAAUAAUGUAUAUAAAGCAGACAGUUCGGGGAAAAUCCCAUUCCUCACUACUAUGAGCUGAAUAAAGAGCAUGAAAUCCACACUCGACUCCGAGUAUAUUUCAACAAAUCUGGAAUGGAGUCCUAACAGAGUUGGAUGGCACCUUCUACACUUCCAUCUGGCGACUCCUGCAGCCAAACUGGUGCCUAAUGUAUUGCUCUGCUUUCCUUUGGACCACAUCAGCAAGCCUGAGGGGGGGGGGGUUCUUGUCGUUUGGGAAGCCCAGGAUCUCUACACACACUGCCCAGGCUUGUGUCACAGGGAGGCCACUUUGGUGCUGCUAUAUAACACAGUGGUUUGACUUCACCCCUGGAGGUACACUCCAUUGUCUCUCGAGACAGACGGAUGCCAGCAACAACAUCUUGCCAUCCACUAUUCAAUGUAAGUUACAUAACCUCUUAUGUAACUUACCUUGAUUUCAAUGUAAAGGAAAUGUCAAAACAGUGUGUAAAAGAAUUACAUCUCCUAAAAAUAAUUUGUUUGGCUGAUUUCCAUUCAUGACCACAGAUGAACAUGCGAACUGCAGCAAUUUCAGCUCCCUUUUCCAUUUUCACCAGAAUGGUCUGACUUCCCUACUUCAUUCACAUGCUGCCUUUUGCUUUUCUUCUCUCUCAUGAGCUUCCAUUCAUCCUCAUUAUUUCUGCUGCCGACUCUUUUGCUGACUUAUCCUUGCCUGUAUUUUGGUUCACGAGUUUCCCCUUUUCUUCCUUGGUAGUUGGGACCUACACCCGUUGUGUUUUUCACCCCACUUUUUUUUUAAUAAAUAAUUUUUAUUUCAUUUUACAAAUUCAUUCACACUCAAAAUCAAAAAUAAUAAAAAUUACACAAGAUUCUUUCAAAUCUCUAGACUUACCUCUGCCCCUUUGUGGGUUCUUUAGUUAACUUUUUCAACUGCAUACUAUAAGCCCUCCUAAUUUUCCAGUCCUCCAUUAUGUCCAAAGUCUAUGUAACAUUACAAGAGUUAUUUAAGACCAGCCAAAGAGUUCAAGUGUUUAAAGUGGUCUGUCAAAUAUAAUAUAAAUUUCUCCCAUUCUUUGCUGAAGUUCUGGUCCUCCUGGUUUCUGAUUUUCCCAGUCAUUCUUGCCAUCUUGCAUAAUCCACCCCACCUUUAUCCUUAUCAGGCUGAGUAGUGGCGCAUCCCCAGUGCCCCACAAUGUCACAUUCAAAUGGACUGCCAGCGCCACACUGCCAUUUAGGGAAACCUCUGUAGGGGCAACCCCACAUAAAGUGUUUAAAUCAUUACUAUAGCAUAUAAAAUAGUGACCAUGACAAAUGUUCAUAAGAAUGCCCUUUUUUGUAUUUUAAUCUUAAACCUAUGCAAGAGCAGAAUAUUGAAGCUUGCUGGCAGCUAAAUGAUUCCAAGUGAGCUACAAAUCAGCUCUCAUAUCCUCCAACAUUUUUUUCAAUGAAAAUAGGUACAUCCCAUUCCAUAGUAAUAAUAACUGUAUUAAUAAUAAUUUUAUUAUUUAUACCCCAUCUAUCUGACUAGGUAGUCCCAGCCAUUCUGGGUGGCUUCCAACAUAUAUAAAAACAUUAUAUAUAUAUAUAGUACACACACACACACACACACACACACACACACACACACACUUCCCCCAAACAGGACUGCCUUCAGAUGUCUUCUAAAGGUUGUACAGUUACUUAUCUCCUUGGCUCGGGGUUCGCAUAGCUAUAUACCCUCCAACAAUUCUCCAAUGAAAAUAGGGAUGUCCCAAGAAAAAGGGGGACAUUCCAGGAUCAGUAAGAAACUGGGACGGUUUCUGUAAAUCUGGGACUGUCCCUGGAAAAAGGGACACGUUGAGGGUCUGAGCUCUGACUAGUGUAAUAAAUAUCCUUUAAAAAUGCUCUUUUAGUAAAUUCCCUUCAACUAAGAUUGAAGACAGAUGACUCCAUAGUUUGUCAGUGACCAGCAGUGAAGCCUGUUGAGUUGCCUAAGGUCUUGUACUACUUUUGGUUCACUGGCCUUACUGCUUCUCUGAUGCAACCCUGCUGCCCUUCCAGAUUUGGACAUGAGUGUAAUAUGUAUUACACAUGUGAGGAAAGAGGGUGUCCUGCUGCUGUUGCUGUUACUGAACAGCAUGAACAGCACUGAACAGAGAUGAGGGGUGAUCGGGGAAUCUGAUCUUUGCAAAUUCUGAAAGGAAGCCUGAGUCUCAGCUCCCAGCCCAUUUGGAACAUCUGGGAUCUGCAAAAGCCAGUGUAUAAAUGACUUUCAGUUGAUUCCAGUCUGGGACAGUGUAGUGCUCUGCUGCUGUCUUGGAACUUCAGCUCCCAUCAGCCCCAGCCGGAAGCCCCAAUGAUAAGGCAUGAUGGGAGUUGUAGUUCACCACAUUUGGAGGGUCACAACAUUGGCUACCCUUGUCCCAGACUAAUGUGCCAGGAAUGGCUCCCCCCCCCCCCCGCCACGAGGUUCUGGAAUUCCCAAAUGUCUCCCAAAGAGUUUUCAUCUCAAAAUUUCUUUUGAAAUGCCUGUUUCAAAACUAUCCUAAAGCUAUCCUAUCUUUAAAAGACAUCUGAAGGCAGCCUUGUUUAGGGACGUUUUUAAUAUUUAAUGCUGUAUUGUUUUUAACACUUGAUUGGGAGCCGCCCAGAGUAGCUGGGGAAAGGCAGCCAGAUGGGCGGGGUAUAAAUAAAUUAUUAUUAUUAUUAUUAUUAUUAUUAUUAUUAUUAAAGACAUUUGCAAAUGGACAAUGAUUUAAAUAAACACUUUAAUGCAUUUAAAAAAAUAUGUCACAGCUUAAUACAGGGCAUGGCAGAGGAUAGAUGUGAAAGCGAGAGAGACAAAAAAUAGACUGAUGCUACUUCAGCCCCCGUUCCCUGAGCUACUCUCAAUCCUUCUUUCUCCAGACUUCCAUAUGUAUGGUUUUUGUGCUUGCACAGGGAGCUCAGGUGGCUUUUGAAUCCAGUCCAUCUGAAUACGUAGUAUGCAUUCUCUCACUACUUUCUCAGUCUUCUUACUGCUUGUGAAAGUUAAUGAUAAACUAGUUUGUCUGUAAAAUGCCACAGCACUCCUCCUCUUCCUGCUGCUACAUACAAAGGUCUGUUUCAGGUGCCACAUGGGUGCCAGAAUUCUUGUAUGUGAGAUGAACAAGGAAGCACGCGGCAUGUUUUAGCGUCAGGUGUUUCAGCUGUGACUCUUGCACGUUUCCUUUGGAUUGAGCCAAUGGUGACUAAUCUGCUAGCACCACUCUGUGGAUUUAAACUGUGACUGCAGUUUUGAAUGCCACAUGACUCUUUCUUUAGCUUUUCGUCACUUAGAAACAUUAGGCAGGGUGGGAGACUUUUGCUUUAUAUUUUGCUUUAUAGGAGUUGAGUAUACAGUAUCAUCUGAUUUCAUGGCACUCAGAAUAUUCUGCACUCCCUCCAUCAAAACUCAGGUGUCAAUACAUGUAAAUGUGGAGUCUUUACGAAGUAAGCCAUAUUUCACAAAGACACCACAGACUCCUCCAUGAUAAACAACAAGAACAAAGGGUUGGGGCUCCAGAUAAAUAUUACUGUGUACCUCAUGUGGAAUGCCCUCCCACCAGAUGUCAAGGAGAUAAAGAACCACAUGACUUUUAGAAGACAUCCGAAGGCACUCCUGUAUUGGGACGUUUUUGAUGUUUGGCGUUUUAUUAUGUUUUUAUAUAUGAGGGAAGCUGCCCAGAGUGACUGGGAAAAACCCAGCCAGAUGGAGGGGGUAUAAAUAACAAAAUAGUUGUUGUUGUUUAUUACUAUUAACUGUUGAGGAUUAUGCCUAAAGACCAGAGAAUGUACAAAAUCUGCUGAUAUAUGCACAUUCACUAGCACAUGUGCUUUAAAUGUACAGUGUACAGCCUUGGCAGACACAAAAAACAACAACAGAACUCUAUUUGUUUUUGGGGUAGGCAUUGCUGUUGAAACAGGAAUUCAGAAGGAAGCAAGUCUGACACAUAUCCCCCAAAUCCCCAAAUGAGACUAUGUCACUUUUCCUUUGAACGGAGGCUAUAAAGAGUAAUCUGCUAGCCCCACUCUGUGGAUUUCAAUUGCAACUGCAAGUUAAACUGUGUGGGCAGAUCUAGCCCAAACAUUUCUAUCAAGAAGUGGUGGUAGUGGGGUUGCAUUUGUGUUUUUGCUUUACUUGCAUUGAUUAUGCAAUCUAAGGUAGCAGUUUCUCAUCUGGUUUUGCUCUCUACUCCGCUAUAUUUAAGUUUUCUUGCAUUCCCAAAACUUGUGUGGUGGUAAGGGUGUAUGCUCUGUAACAAUUUUCUUUCAUGUGGGGCAGUUCACACUGUGGCGCUGUGGUCUAAGCCACUGAGCCUAGGGCUUGCCGAUCAGAAGGUCGGAGGUUGGAAUCCCCGUGACAUGGUGCGCUCCCGUUGCUCGGUCCCAGCUCCUGCUAACCUAGCAGUUCUAAAGUAUGCCAGUGCAAGUAGACAAAUAGGUAUUACUGCAGCGGGAACGUAAACGGCAUUUCCGUGCGCUCUGGCUUCCGUCAAGGUGUUCCAUUGCACCAGAAGUGGUUAAGCUAGGCUGGCCACAUGACCCAGAAAACUGUCUCCGGACAAACGCUGGCUCCCUUGGCCUGAAAGCGAGGUGAGUGCUGCACCCUACAGUCGCCUUUGACUGAACUUAACCACCCAGGGGUCUUUUACCUUUACCUUUUUUUAUUACACUGUAGUGAAGGUGAGUUUCAGCUGCCAGUGAAGUGUUCAUUUGUCUACUCUGCUGCACACCCAGACUCCUCUUAAGCUUGGCCAUGUUGGAAAUCUUACACAGCUACAUUCAUGGUGAUGGACUCUCCUUCCUUGGAUGUUUUUAAGAAGAGGCUGGAUGAUCAUUUGUCAUGUGUGAUCUAGUUGAGAUUCCUGCAUUGCAGGGAGUUGGACUAGUUGACCCUCAGGGUUCCUUCCAACACUUCAAUUCUAUGAAGGAUCUAGAUGUGCGGUUUUGUAGUAAUCUGGUUAGGGUAGAUGGAAAGCUCUCUGCAUGCUCAUGUCUAGUCAGCAAAACACCACAAGUCUAAGUCUAAGUUUGUUAACCUAAGACACUUUGUUGAACUGUCUUCAUUUCCCACCUCUUAUUCUUCUGCAGCCCAUUUGUCAGGCAGCUUAUAAUAAUGACUUCAAUCAACUGCAGCUCCUUCUGGAAGAAGACAGUAAUUAUUUGAAUGUCCAGGACAGCUUUGGAGGAGACACACCAUUGAUUUGUGCCUGCAAAAAGGGGCACAACAGAAUUGUCAGUUAUCUUCUGAAAAUGAAUGCUGAUGUAAACAUAAAAAAUAAGGCAAGUCUCAGCAAACGUAUACCCAUUGAGGUCUUCCUUUAUGUUACUAAAGUCAUAAUGUGAUCUAUACUUUGAAGUGGAGGGGGUAAGUUUCUCACUCAUUAUUUGAUUAGCUUAAAAUCCUCAGAUAUCCAGAAAAAGAUAGAUGCUGUUAUUCACUUUUCCCAUACAUAAAUAUUUUAUGCCCAGACACAGCUUAGACAUUUAGAAGGUAUGUCUCAGCAAAAUCUUUCCCACGUGCACAGUUCUUAUUCACAGAAUAAAAUCAAACUAUAAAACCACAAAAUAUAUAAUCAAAAUAACAACAACCCAAUACCCCCCCCCACAAAGAGCCACAUUUUAAAAGGGCAUAGGAUGUCAAUCAAAUCAACCAAAGGCCUGGCGCCUAAAGGUGUAUAAUGAAGGCGCCAGGCAAACUUCCCUGGGGAGAGCAUUCCACAGAUAAGGAGCCACUGCAGAGAAGGCCCAUUCUUGUGUUGCCAUCCUCUGGACCUCUCAAAUAGGAGACACAUGAAGAAGGGUCUCAGAAGACAACCUCAGAGUCCAGGUAGGUUCAUAUGGAAAGAGGCAGUCCUUGAAGUAUUGCAGUCCUGAACCCUUUAAGGCUUUAUAGGUCAAAACCAGCACAUUGAAUUGGGCCCGGAAACUAAAUGGUAGCCAGUGCAAUCAGACCAGGAUCCGUGUAAUAUGUUCAAACCAUCUUGGUCUGGUGAGCAACCUGGCCUCUGAAUUCUGCACUAGCUGAAGCUUCUGAACUGUCUUCAGAGGCAGUCCCAUGUAUAAUGCAUUGCAGUAAUCUAACCUUGAGGUUACCAGAGCAUAGACAACAGUAUUUAGGCUAUCCCUGGCCAGAUAGGGGCGUAGCUGGGUCACCAGCUGAAUCUCAUGGAAGGCACUCCAGGCCACUGAGGCCACCUGAGCCUCGAGCAACAGCAAAAGAUCCAGGAGUACCCCCAAGCUACGAACAUGCACCUUCAGAGGAAGUGUAAUCCCUUCAAGAGCAGGUUAAAUCCCACCCAGCUUGUCUAGGGGACCACUUAUCUGGAUUGAGUUUCAGUUUGUUGGCUCUCAUUCAGUCCAUUACUGAGGCAUAUUUCUCAUAGGCAAUUUCUAAUAGAGAAAAAGAAGGAAAAUGUGCCCCAAAUAUGUCUAACAUAAAGGUAAAGGUAAAGGUACCCCUGCCCGUACGGGCUAGUCGUGACCGACUCUGGGAUUGCGUGCUCAUCUCACUUAAGAGGCCGGGAGCCAGCACUGUCCAAAGACACUUCCGGGUCACGUGGCCAGCGUGACAAAGCUGCUCUGGCGAACCAGCACCAGCACAGCGCACAGAAACACCGUUUACCUUCCCGCUAUAAAGCGGUACCUAUUUAUCUACUUGCACUUAGGGGUGCUUUCGAACUGCUAGGUGGGCAGGAGCUGGGACCGAAUGAUGGGAGCUCACCCCGCCAUGGGGAUUCGAACCACCGACCAUACGAUCAGCAAGUCCUAGGCACUGAGGUUUUACCCACAGCGCCACCCGCGUCCCAACAUGUCUAACAUACUCUGUGUAUAAAAUGGAAGGGAAUUGGAGCUAUUUGCCUAAUAUAAUGCGAGUUCUUCUGCUUCUCUCUAGAAAGAACGAACAUGUUUACAUUACGCUGUCAAAAAACGGUUCAGCUUCCUUGAUUACCUGCUCAUUAUCAUCUUAAUGCCUGUUAUGCUUCUUGGGUAUCUUCUCAUGGUAAGUUCAGCAAAAGAAUGAAAAUAGCAUCUUUAUAUACCAGCCUUCACAAAGCUUCACCAACCUGGUGACAUUCAAGCAGCAUGGCCACCUUGUCUGGGAUUGAUGAGAGUUGUAGUCCAAAAUAUCUAGAGGACAGCAGGUUGGUGAAAUCUGUAAGAUAUCAGCAGAUCUAGCGAAGCAUGACGGGUUUGGUCGCACCAGGCACAGAACUUCUGGGCUGCCACAAUUAUGACAUCCAAUAGAAGGCGAGAAGCAGAAUGCUGGAUUUUGGCAUUGCACAUGGUGCCACUGAAACUUGAGGUGCCAAGGUUCCUCACUGGCCCCAUACCCCAUUUUCUGGACAUAUUUUCUCUCACAACAUACUUUAUGGGCCCAACUAUUACUUGUGCUCCCUUGCUCUAAAAGGUAAAUCAACUCAACUGGGUAAUCCCAUUGUCUCACUCUCAGAACAGAAAGUACAGUGAUACCUCGGGUUACAUACGCUUCAGGUUACAUACGCUUCAGGUUACAGACUCGGCUAACCCAGAAAUAGUGCUUCAGGUUAAGAACUUUGCUUCAGGAUAAGAACAGAAAUCGUGCUCUGGCAGCACAGCAGCAGCAGGAGGCCCCAUUAGCUAAAGUGGUGCUUAAGGUUAAGAACAGUUUCAGGUUAAGAACGGACCUUCAGAACGAAUUAAGUACUUAACCCGAGGUACCACUGUAUACAUAUAUUGGUUUGUAGCCAUUAGAUAUCAACCUUGGCUUGUGUGCCAAAGAUAGCAACCUUGACCUAAGUGACCCUCAUCCUUUGCAUACCAGGGCCCGUUCAAAUAUUUCCAAAAGCCAGUGUGCACCCAUAGGCCUUGAGUGAUUGUCACAUGUAGAAGAAGAAGAAGAAGAGUUUGGAUUUGAUAUCCCGCCUUUCACUCCCUUUAAGGAGUCUCAAAGCGGCUAACAUUCUCCUUUCCCUUCCUCCCCCACAACAAACACUCUGUGAGGUGAGUGGGGCUGAGAGACUUCAAAGAAGUGUGACUGGCCCAAGGUCACCCAGCAGCUGCAUGUGGAGGAGCAGAGACGCAAACCCGGUUCCCCAGAUUACGAGACUACCGCUCUUAACCACUACACCACACUGGCACCACACCACACAUGUGACAAUAGAACUUGUUUUCUAUGGUUGCCUAUGCAUACUAGAAAGCCACAAAGCCAAUUACAGCUUCCUAGCAAAUAGGCAUGCACAUGACAUUUUUUUUAAAAAAAAUGUGCAUGCUUCUCACACAGAAUUUAUAUAACAUGAUGUAGUGCAUUCUUGUAACUGCAAGUACAAUGCACAGAAAUGAAUGGAGCCCACUUCACAGUAUACCUGCAUAGGAUGGUGACAUUGCAUAUUAAACUUUGAUCACUACAGACUGCAUUCACUAAAUAACUGCUUAUUUCAGUGGUGAAGGCUAGGGGGAAAACAAACAUUUUGAUACAAUCUUGCCGAUAAAAUGUUUAAAAAGUUCCACAUCAUGAAUAGAAGUAAGUUUUCUUUGUUGUACAACCCAGUAUGAGAGUUUUCUCAUUGUGAAUAUAAACUGUCUUUCUAACAAUGCCCCAUUGCCCAUCUGUGGAACAGGUAUCCAGAAGUAAGCAGAAUGAAAAUCUUAUCAAGAUGCUACUUAGAGCUGGUGUCGAUGUUAAUGUUACAGAUGAUGUAAGUGGACAUAUAUAUCUUUGGAGGGUUCUAGGACAAUGAUAUAGUGGAAUCCCCAGCUCUUUGCAUUGGGAGUGAUCAAAAAGUCAUCUUCUUUUUUGGCAAUCACUUGUAGCUGAGUAAGAUUGUCUUCUAUGGAUAUGGUCUUAACGGUGUGUCUGUAAGCAACUGUGGAGGCCAAAAGUAUAACCAUACCCAAAGAAGAGAGGGAUGUGUGUGGAAAUAUCCAGAGCAGGAAAAAACACAUGUGGGGCAUCCUCUGCAAAUGUGUAGUUUGGACUCACAGAGGCCAUUAAUUUAAAUCAUUUGUUUUCUAUAGCACUUGUGGCACCCUACUCUGUUUCAGCAGCCCUCACUUACUAGUUGUAGGACAGUAACAUGCAUUCCUAAUCAUCACCACCAUUCCAUCAGGGUGCAAGUUGUUUUAGAAAGUGUAAGAGGACAGGUCCACGUCCUAAGAAAGCUGAAGGAUAAACUUUGACACAGGGAAAACUGCAGAGGUUAGAGUAAACUGUUAGGGGUUUAUUGUGUGUGGGGGGGGGGGGAGAGACCAAAUCAUUAGAAGCAUAACACAGCUACAAAGUUACAAGGCUCACAGCUCUCCUUUCCUCUAGAAAUAAAGGAUGCGUUAACAGAGAAGCAUUAGGACAUGACUGAAAUGUCUGCUUCUAUAAUAAUGCAUAUCUUUCCAAGGGUAAUUGUUUGGUUCUUUUCAGUCAGGAAGGACAGCUCUCCACUAUGCCUGUGAAAUGAAGAACCCAUCCAUUGUUCCUCUGCUUGUAGGAGCAGGUUCUGAUCUCUCUAUAAAGGACAAGGUAAGAAAGUCAGAGCUUAAUACAGCUAUAGUUUUGACUGACUUUGACUAGGCUUCUGGUUCAUCCUCUCUUCUGGAUGGUACCAACUAUCGUUGAGGGAGAACCUGCUGUCCCAAGUAGUUGUCCAUUUCUAGAAUGAAGGCCAGCACUGCUUUGUCCCUCUGGAAGACCCAGGCUGUUCAUCAUUUGUUUCUCAUGUAAUUGAUUGAGGAAAGCCUUGAUGUUUGUAUAGUUCCCCAUAUAUCAGGUAUAUCACUAGUUGUUGUUUUAUAAUAAAUAAUAUUUAUUAAAAUUUCAAAGGAUACAAAAAUUACACAAAAACAAAAAGUAGAAAUACAAAAAGUAAAAAUACAAGAAAAUAGAAAAUACAGAAAAAAGAAUAAAGGAAAAAACAAAACAUUAUUUUCAGACCCUUAACUGUCAUUGCCUUCUUUCUUAGACCUCCUCCUCCCUUCCUUUGUAUUCUAGUUAUUAAUUAUCCCAGCAAAUCCUUUCCUUUCCAUGUUUCAUAAAAUUCUAUCAUUACAUUGCCCUCGACUAAUUUAAUCCUAUCUUUCUAUAAUAAAAUAAACCUUAAAGUUUAAAACUUAAGUCUUAACCUUACCAGCUUCUUGUAAUCAUAAUAUUCUUUCAUAAAUCUUUAUGCAUCUUUACUAGAGCCAGGUAAUUUCUUCCAACAUUUUUCUAUCAUUCGUCAACUUUGUAAAACAUUCUAAUAAUAAAGAAAAAGAAAAAGAGAAAGCAAGAUAUAGACAAGUCCAAUCUCUAUCCAGCGUCCCUUCCUCCUGGUUCCGGGAUUUGUCAGUCCUUUCCCAUCCGUCUAACCCGGUAACCUUAUGUCCGAGGCCCUCAGGUCACUUCCAUGGCCCUUCCGCGGCUCUUCUUCAUACUUGUAGCUGUAAUUUCCCUUAUCUCCUCGUGAUAACUCCAGCUUAACAAUGUCUCUUGCUCGUGGUAACUCCAACUUAGUAAUGUUUUUAACCCUUCUCGUCAGAUCAGACCCUUUUCCGUAUUCAUCGCUGCAUUCCAUGUAGUAUUUAAAAGCAUGUUUCAAGGGCCCUCCAAAGUUGAGAGCCCCCACAGUCCCAAACAUAUCGCAGCCCAUUACCAUAUUUAAAAAGUCCAGACAUCCCAACAUAGGGGGGUCAAUCCAGCCCCCCAUUUCCAAGCCACACCGAACUCUCCCUUUCUAGAUCUGGCUUUUUCCAAAUUCAUUUGUCCAGUCCGAAGGAUCAUACUCCUGUUGGGUCUGUUCUGUCACAACACACUCCUGAUUUAAUGCCACAAACUCCUGUUCUGUCAAAACACACUCCUGGUUUGAAUCCUGAGUGGGCUCCACAUGUUUUCCCACAGUCUGGUCUAAACAUUCCACUGCCUGUUUAAGAUUUCUAGUCGAAAUGGCCAUCCGGUUCACCUUAUCGUGUAAUUCUUCCAGUAGAGCAUUUGUUUUGUAAAGAACACACACCAAGGCUUCUGAAAACAUUGUCCUGCACAGUCAAACACUUUCCCACGGUUAUUUUAUAACAGCUGUCAAUUCCCUGGAGUUAGCUACAGUUUCGGAAGCUCCCCCUAGGGGGAAGACUUAUAUUUAUUUUUGCUACAAAGUUUCCUUUUCCCCCAAAAAAUACUUAAGAUACUUUGUCCAUAUAUAUUCCUUUAGAAUGCGAAAGGGAACAGUGGAAUCACAAAGUUUCUCUUCUUUUAGCUGUCUGUCAAAAAACAAUUAUCUUGGUAAACUCAUGUCAGUCCUGACACCCCCGCUCCAGGAUCAGGACGGAGGAAAAUAACUUCCUUUUGCGAUUGCUUCAAAUAGUCAAAAAAAAAAAAAAAGAUUCCCAAUUUAAAAUGUUGAAAUCCACUCUUUCAAAGACAAUUUUCUGAGCUCUAGUGUAAAUUGCCUUUGCUUUGUUCUAUUUACAAAAGAACGGAAGGGUGACUUCCUGUUUAGCCCUUCCCGCUCCGUACCAAAUUCAAUAGAUUUUUUUUUUAUAGUCCGAUUCUGUCCUUUUCACAAAUCUUUAUUUGAUAUCCCAUUUGUUCAAAUUCUAAGUACUCACGGGUGCUUGUUUUAAAGUCCAAAUUGUCCCAGGAAAGAAGGCAGCGCUCUCCGGCAGCAGCUAUGCGGCUUUGCUCCACGGAAAUAGCGAUUGACUCACAGCACCACGCCGCUUCCCCCUCCUCACUUCGGAGCCCGUUCGUGGGUUCCUUAGCGGAUUGGGGGGGGGCGCUAAAGGUGCCCGCUGAGUCCCACGGUUUUAGUAUAUGUGCUGCCGAAGCGAGCACACUAGUUGUUGGAUUCCCAUCACCCCUGAGUCCUAUCUACUGGCUAUGCAGCUUGAAGUCCAACAAUAUCUAGAGAGCUUUAUGUUUCUCAUCCCUGAUUUACAUCUUGCAAACAAUCUCAACCCUUGGGCAUUCUAAUUUAAUUUUUACCAUCUAAAAACAUUCCACUGUAAACUGAAAUGUGCAGCUGAUUAUGGGAGAGAUGUAAGAGCUGGACCAUGCAGGAUUAUACUAUUCAUUUUGAAUGAUUUUUUUUUUUCACACACUGUAUCUGCUCUCAAGAGCACCUGCACCAGCUGAAUUGGAGCCCUCAGAAAUCCUUUUGUAAAUUCACAUAAAAAUGACCAUUCUCUCUUGGCCAUGAAUAAUCUCAAAUCUUCUGCAAGGUGAGCAAUAUUGCAUUGCAGUAUGAAGACACCAAAUAUGCUUUUUCCAUGUUCAGAGACCCACAAUACUAAGCUGUGCCUUUGUUGAAGAAAAGCAUUUGACUUGUUUCCUUUUUGUGUGUGUUGUUUCUGUCAUUAGCUUUUGUAACAGCGGAAGUAUUUUAUUCCUUUGCACAAAGAAUUAAGUGUUCAUAUUAGCAAGACUGGGAAUAUUUUGGUCAAAAUUGCUUCCUCCAGUGGCAAUUCUUUUGUACUGAUCUCAAAAUGGAUAAACAAUUGGCAUUUAUUAAGAGAAAUCCCAUUAAUUUCAGUGGAGAAAUUCUCCUUCACUCUAGAACCCACAGCUGGCGACAGCUGGCACAAUCUGAAGUAGGAAUAGGGGAGAAGAUUGAUUCUGUUCAUUAUUGAAGGUAAAUCUAUCCAAUCUGCACUUUCUGAAAAAAUGUGAGAGCUGAAAUACAGCCACCCUUCAAAAUUCUCACUAAUCCAUCUUUCAUUAUUUCAUUCUCCAUUAUUUACAGAGAUGCAUAUAUUAGGGGAAAGUGUAUCUAAAAGUGUACCUAAAAGUUAAUACAAGUGAAAAUAACAUACAAAAAUGAAUUAUAUUAGGAGAAAUUGCUGGCAAAAAUAUGCAUAUUAAGUCAAAGCUGCAUACAAACAAGUGUUUAUGAGGAGAGAUUCGUACUGAAAUGCUGGUGGAGUUUCAUGAAGAUUUUCCAAAUAAAUGUACAAAUUGCCAAGCAAUGUGGAGAACUGAAUACAAGACUCAAAAACUUGAGAGAACUGAAACGGGGAAAUCUUUCCAUCCCUAAUCUGAAGGAAUUGCAUUUCACACAAGAAGCCAUAUUCAAAGAUUAGCCCUGUUGCCCAGCAAUAUCUAUUCACACACACACACACACACACACACAAAUACAAAUCAUUGCUUAUUUUAUCUCUUUUUUUUCCAGGAAGGAGAGACUCCACUUGACAUAGCAAGAAGAUUAAAGUUCACCAACAUAGAAAACAUGUUAAGGAAGGAUACUUAGCCCAUAAUGUGAUGUUGUCAAGCCCGAGUCAGGGGAGGAAUCUAUGAGGGCAAUAAUAAGUCCCACAGCACUGACAUGUUAUAGUAACCUCAUGUUUACAGCAGCUACCAAGUUUAUACAGCAUAGAUGGACUGUGUUAAACUCUGCCGCUCCGUAUGAAUAGCUGAUGUGACUUGACCAGAAGCACACGGUUAACAUUAUGAACAUUAAGAGCUAUUCAUUAUUUUCAUUCCCCCUGUACCAAAGAAUGUUUGUAAAGAGUAUGAACAAACAAUACUAUUUAUUUGAUGUAUACUAUCUGUAACAGUUGCAACUGGAAACAGAUUAAUCAGUAAAGAUCUUUUUUUUUUUUUUUUACACAAGGUGUACAUUCUCAACUACAUAGAAUUAGAAAGAGCUGCCAAUUUAUGACAUGGGCAUCAUAAAUGGCAGAACAAAGGGCUGUGUGGGCAUGCCUCGGCAGGAGCAGAAAGCUUGGGAAGCUGAAUAUCUCUGUCUCUUCUACAUUGUACUGUUCCCACUCCCAGUAGAAACAAAACCACACCGAGGACCUGGGAAGUAGGGUGAUAAAGGAAGAGGGAAUGCAGACAGGGUGGUUGACAGGUUGAAAGUAGACAGAAGACUGAACAGCAGAGAUCUACAAAAUGAUAAUAGAAGAUAUCAUUUUCUUUUCAAUGUUUAUUAAAA
Messenger RNA from Podarcis lilfordi (Lilford's wall lizard), 17234 nucleotides. The record is from the annotation of a GenBank genome assembly. NCBI's taxonomy places the organism in Eukaryota, Metazoa, Chordata, Lepidosauria, Squamata, Lacertidae.